AUGUCCGAGCUCCUGUGCGACUCGAAUGCACGCCCGCCCCCGUCCCUCUACGCUGUCCGCCCACCCUCCUUCGCCCUCAACGUCGCCCUCCUCCCCGCUCGCUCGCUCCCCGACACGCGCUGGUUCGUGCCCGCCUCGCUCGUGCACCCUGCGGUCGGUCGUGUGCUCCUCGUCAGUGCUGCUGCUCGCGCUGUGUCAAGUCGCUCGAGUCGAAGGAGCUGGAGGAGGGUUCGCUCGUUCUCGCUGGACCGAGCAAGCGAAGAUCCUCACUCGCUCGCUCGCCGGACUCGUUCUCCUUGUUUUCUUCAAUCUGUUCGCUCAAGCUGGACCCUUCGCUGGACUCGCGCAGACUGCCGACGCACGCGGGCACACUCGUCCCGCUCUCGCUCGUCUCCUCCCGACGCCUCGAGUGCUCAUCACUUUGUCCGGCUAUCCGGCGGAACAGGCUGGCUUGGUGUGACAAUGCAGCCGCGCGAUACGACGCAGGAGGGCGAGGGAGGCACACAGCAGGAGCCGCAGAAGCAGCCACAGCAGCAGGAGGUCCGGAUUCAGUGCCCAUACACCGCCUCGUCAUGCCCACUCUUCAACCCGACUUUCAGCGUCGCAGAAGUCCUCGCCGCCGGAUCUCCCGCCCCUCCUCCUCCUGCCUCUCCACCGCCGAAGAAACAACCCGCACCUCUCGCUCCGCACGCACAUCCCUCGCUCGUCGAUAGUAUGCGCAGCGCGUGCGCGUCCAUGGGCGGAUCGGGAGUCGUGGAGGGAGAAGGAGCGGCUGGGUUCGCCUACACCGACUACUCGAUCGCUCCUUCGCCUGAGACGCUUACUCGCUCGCUUGGGAGCUCGACCAGCGGCAGCGGGCGUGGGAGCGGGAGCCCGCUAUCCCUCACCAGCUCGGCACUCUUCCACCCCCCUCCCCCUCCUCUCGCUUCGACUUCCUACCCACCCAAACAUUCGCCCAGCACCCACACCCCCCUCCCUUUCAAUACACCCUCAGGCUUCCGCCUCCCCAGUCCCGAAACGCCCUUCUCGCCACUCUCGGCGCUCGAGGCAGCUGCGUUCGCAAGCGGUUCAGGAGCGUAUGGAAUUCCUUCCCCUCGCUCGGGCUUCACACCGUUCGCUUCGAGUUCGUACGGUGUGCCUCUCUCCCCUUAUGCAGGCGCGAGCACCUCGUACCGCCCCAACCUCGACUCUCCCGUCCUCCUUCCUCCGCCUCCACCUCUUCCAUCCUCCGCCCGCACUCAGCCCUCCACUUCCCGCCCAAUAGGCCUCGGGUUCUCCUCUCCCCCGCUCGCUCCCUCCGGACUGCCCAUGCCCAUGCCUAUGCCUGUCGCGGCCUUGGGGGGAUUGGAAGGAUUGGAAGGAUUGGAGGAGUUGGCUUCGGCUGCUGCUGCGGCCGCGGCGGCGGCGCAGGCUGGAGGGGCGGGCGGUGGAGAGAUGGGCAGGCCGAGGAAGAGGAAGCGAGUCCAAUCCAGCGGGGCGGGCGGAGCCCUGGAGGACGAGGACGAAGGGGAGGAAGAGGGGUUCGCACCGGUCGCGGGAGGGUCGGUCGCUUCGACUUCGGCGGCGGCGGCGGGAGCGAGCGCCCCAAUUCAGCCGGCGGGCGCAGAAGUCGCUACGCCGUUCAUCUCGAAACUCCACCAUCUCCUCUCGAACCCCUCCUACGCCGACGUGAUCCGCUGGAACACCACAGGCACCUCGCUCCUCUACUCACACACCUCCCCGCGCCUCCUCGAAGUCCUCAAGCGUUUCUUCCGUCACACCGCAAUCUCCUCCCUCGCUCGCCAGCUGAACAUCUACGCCUUCCGCCGGUUGUCGACGAACGAGGUGUUGGAGGAGUUGAGGGAGGGGGAGAAGGCGAGUGAGUGGACGGGGUUUAGUCAUGAGGGGUUUUGGAGGGAUCAGGAGGGGAGGGAGAGGUGUAAGCUGGAGAGGUUGAAGCCGAAGGCGGUGAAGAAGAAGGGGGAGGCGGGCAGCGGAGCGGGAGGUGGCGCGAAGAAGAGAAAGAAGGCCGCGCCGGCGGGAGGGAGGAAGGCGGAGGUGCUGAAGGACGAGGAGGACGGGGACGACGAGUAG
Molecule: messenger RNA, 2073 nt
Organism: Rhodotorula toruloides NP11
Lineage: Eukaryota; Fungi; Basidiomycota; Microbotryomycetes; Sporidiobolales; Sporidiobolaceae
Product: heat shock transcription factor
Exons: 3
Coding region: 1-2073 (690 amino acids)
Biological process (GO): regulation of DNA-templated transcription
Molecular function (GO): sequence-specific DNA binding; DNA-binding transcription factor activity
Source: RefSeq, a predicted model, not a curated record